ACCAGUCUGAUGGCUCCGACCAUGUGGGAUCCAGGACCCCUCCUGCUGCUGCUCUCGGUGGUCCUGGCUCGGACCCAGACCCGGUCAGACUCCCACUCCCUGCGGUAUUUCCGCACCGCCAUGUCCCGGCCCGGCGGGGAGCCCCGCUUCAUCACCGUCGGCUACGUGGACGACACGCAGUUCGUGCGCUUCGACAGCGACUCGGCGAGUCCGAGGAUGGAGCCGCGGGCGCCGUGGGUGGAGCAGGAGGGACCCGAGUACUGGGAGGAGGAGACCCGGGUCGCCAAGGCCAACACACGGAAUUACCGAGUGGGCCUGGGCAACCUGCGCGGCUACUACAACCAGAGCGAGGCGGACUCUCACACAUACCAGAGCAUGUACGGCUGCGACGUGGGGUCCGACGGGCGCCUCCUGCGCGGGUACAGUCAAUACUCCUACGACGGCGCCGACUACCUCGCCCUGAACGAGGACCUGCGCUCCUGGACAGCGGCGGCGGGCACGCAGGCUUGGAUCACCCAGCGCAAGUGGGAGCAGUGGGGUGCGGCUGAGCAUCGCAGGAACUACCUGGAGGGCAGUUGCGUGGAGUGGCUCCUCAGAUACCUGGAGGACUGGAAGGACACGCUGCUGCACCAAGAAGCCCCCAAAAUACACAUCACCCGCCACCCCUUCUCUGACCGGGAGGUCACCCUGAGGUGCUGGGCCCUGGGCUUCUACCCCGCCGAGAUCACCCUGACCUGGCAGCGUGAUGGGGAGGACCUGACCCAGGACACAGAGCUGGUGGAGACCAGGCCUUCAGGGGAUGGAACCUUCCAGAAGUGGGCGGCUGUGCUGGUGCCUUCUGGAGAGGAGCAGAGAUACACGUGCCGUGUGCAGCACCAGGGGCUGCCGGAGCCUGUCACCCUGAGAUGGGAGCCCCCUUCUCAGCCCACCAUCCUCACUGUGGGCCUAGUUCUCCUCGGGGCUGUGGCUUUUGGAGCUGUGGUGAGAGCUGUGAUCUGCAGGAAGAAGCGCUCAGGUGAGGAAGGAGGAUAG
Messenger RNA from Sorex araneus (European shrew), 1032 nucleotides. RefSeq names its product class I histocompatibility antigen, Gogo-B*0201 alpha chain-like. NCBI's taxonomy places the organism in Eukaryota, Metazoa, Chordata, Mammalia, Eulipotyphla, Soricidae. Gene Ontology annotation, molecular function: peptide antigen binding; signaling receptor binding. Gene Ontology annotation, cellular component: external side of plasma membrane. Gene Ontology annotation, biological process: immune response; positive regulation of T cell mediated cytotoxicity; antigen processing and presentation of endogenous peptide antigen via MHC class Ib. The record is from RefSeq and is a predicted model, not a curated record. The transcript has 6 exons. The coding region runs from base 10 to 1032 and encodes 340 amino acids.